AUGAGGGCUCAAGAUUUGUUAAAACCGAAAGCUCCAUCAACCGGCCUCCCGGGUACUGUGAAAAAGCCGCCCUCCGCCGAGAACCAAAACACGGGCCAGCGGAAACUGCGUCGGUGCAGGGCGGGCGGCGUCGCGGCGGCAGUCGACCGGCGGACGCCGCGCGCGACGCACGUGCCGCCGCGCCAUGUGACGCUGCCGGCCGCGGCCGCCAUGACCGAGGGGGCGGGCAGGCCUCGGCCGGCGCCGCCCCGCAAGCCGGACUCGCUGAGCCUCGCGUGGCCGCGCUGGGACGACCCGCCGCCGCCGGCACCCGAGCCAAAAUCAAACCCCACCGCGAUCGCAGAGGACUUCGGCGGCUUCGCGCCCUACUCGCCGUACUCGCCGCCGGCGCCCAUACAGACCGAGAGGCGCCCCAGGAGGCCGCAGAGCGUCGUCUCCCCGCGACCACAGAUCCAGCUGACCAGGCGGCCGCACUCGAUCGGCUCCAUAGACGAUGAGUGGUCCGGUCAGAUCCUGCAGCCGGUGCCGCGGCGGCCGCGGCCCGUGCCCAUGUCGACGUUGCCGCGCGCGACCUUCAUGCCGUCCUCGAGGAGUGAUUACCAGUUGCCGCGGCCCGCGAUUAUGACGAACGGCUACGGCGCCGUGCCGCCGGCGGCGUCGAGGCGGCUCUCUUUGCCCGGCUGCGGCGUGCAGAGCGCGCCCAAGCCCUCGGCGACCUUCCACGGCCUCUCGGGCCUGAUGGGGCAGCACCCCACCCUGGGCACGCCGCUCACGCCCAGCACCCCCGCCGCCGUCAGGGAGGCCGUCCGCCAUCUCCUGCAGCAACCAAGGAAUGGCUUCCCCAUUAUGGACCACAAGUUGUCGCUCUUCAUCGAUAUCCUGGACGCACAGGAAAAGUUUUCACAGGUGACGACGUUAUUACAA
Messenger RNA from Iphiclides podalirius (scarce swallowtail), 924 nucleotides. Lineage: Eukaryota; Metazoa; Arthropoda; Insecta; Lepidoptera; Papilionidae. The record is from the annotation of a GenBank genome assembly.